GGGUGCUAACAUGACGAAAUGACGAAACUAAAUUGAGACGACAGAUAACGCUGAAAUAAAUGUCUAAAGCACUAUCUAUAAUUCUCAUAUAUUGGUGGAUUGUGAGUUUGUGUGCGCGCACAAAACGCUUGUGACUCGUGCGCGUAAAACGUGUUUCACGUACACAUUUUCUUUUCUUACUCAAGUUUAUAAUUGAAUAUAAAUAAAAUAAAAUAUAUUUCGAACUUUAACUUCAGUUAAUAAAAUACUACUACAUAUUUUUCUUUGUAAUACUACAAAUAAAUUUAAUUAAUAUGGCUAACCAUGUGCAAGUGAAAAAUGGCAUAGAAAAUUCAAGACAGUUUUUCAAUUUAAAAGAAAUGUCCCACAUAGUGAAAGUAUUGGACCAAAAUCAGAAAGUUCAUUCUGAUAUUCUUCAAGCAAUUGGUAAUACUCCUCUAGUUAAACUUACCAAUAUACCCAAACAAGAGGGCAUCAAAUGUGAUAUGUAUGCCAAAUGUGAAUUCCUGAACCCAGGUGGUUCUGUGAAGGACCGCAUAGCAAACAGGAUGAUUGUAGACGCUGAAAAGAAGGGUCUAUUAGUAGCAGGCAAAUCUGUUAUUAUUGAGCCUACCUCUGGAAACACAGGCAUUGGCCUUGCUCUUGCUGCUGCUGUUAGAGGCUACAGGUGUAUAAUAGUAUUACCGGAAAAAAUGUCUGAUGAGAAAGUCAACACACUUAUUGCGUUGGGUGCCGAGAUCAUCAGAACGCCGACAGAGGCAGCCUGGGACUCGCCAGAUAGUAACAUAAUGGUAGCGCGUCGUCUCGCUAAAGAAAUACCAGACGCUGUACUAUUAGAUCAGUAUAACAAUCCUUGCAACCCUCUGGCACAUUACGACGGUACUGCAGAAGAGAUCCUCUGGUCUUUGGAUGAUGACAUUGAUAUGGUGGUAAUUGGAGCGGGUACCAGCGGCACCAUCUCGGGUAUUGGACAUAAAAUAAAAGAGCGUUGUCCCAAAUGCAUCGUAGUCGGCGUGGACCCUUAUGGUUCAAUUCUGGCUCAGCCUGAAGACUUGAAUAAGACUGAUGUUCAAAUAUAUGAGGUGGAGGGCAUCGGUUACGAUUUCCUACCGAAUGUCCUCGAUCGAACUGUAAUUGACAAAUGGAUCAAAACUGAAGACAAAGCUUCGUUAAACAUGGCGCGCAGAUUGAUAAAGGAAGAAGGAUUGCUUUGCGGUGGAAGCAGUGGCUCGGCUAUGUGGGGCGCUAUUCAAGCAGCGAAAACUUUAAAGGAAGGCCAAAAAUGCGUCGUACUACUUCCUGACAAUAUUCGUAAUUACAUGACUAAAUUUAUUUCGGAUCAAUGGAUGGAAGUACGGGAUUUCAAGCCUACAGUCAAAAGGAAUUUACAAUGGUGGGAAAACCCUCUAAGGAAAGAUAUAGUUCAGCCAAUCCAAACCAUACAACACACGAGCACGCCGGCGGAGGCGUUGUCAAUGCUACGUAAAUCGAACGCUCCCGUGUUAGCUAUCGUUGAUGACAAAGGUUGCAUUACCGGCGUAUUUACUGCCGACAACGCCCGUAAGAGAAUAGCCAACUUGAUGGGAUCCACGGCGGAACCUUUACAAAACUUCAGUAUCAAAAAGUAUUACAAAGUUGACGUCGCUGACAAACCUACUCUUGGAUUAAUAUCUAGAAUAUUGGACAUUGCGCCUUUUAUUGUUGUCACUCAAUCAGAUCUGCUACAUAAUGAAAAGCCGUUAGGUGUGGUGACGGCGGAUGAUCUGUUGUUGGGCAUCACAGCAGGACAAGCGAAUGGCAAUUAAAAUAGAGAAAUAUUUAGUUUAAAUUGAGAAUUUAAGUUUUAUUGUGGUGAAAUGAUUUUAGCAAUAACACAAUUAUAGGGCAUGGAUCUGCAUUUCUUUAAAUAUGCAUUUAAUUUGUAAGUGGGUAGAUUUAACGUUGCCCAUAUCUUUUAUUUAUAAACUUAUAAAAACAUAUUAAAAAGUUUUAUGAUACACAUUUUCAAA
This is a messenger RNA of Manduca sexta (tobacco hornworm), 2009 nucleotides long. Its product is annotated as cystathionine beta-synthase. Gene Ontology annotation, cellular component: cytoplasm. Bases 294 to 1805 code for a protein of 503 amino acids. Gene Ontology annotation, molecular function: cysteine synthase activity; cystathionine beta-synthase activity. The record is from RefSeq and is a predicted model, not a curated record. Lineage: Eukaryota; Metazoa; Arthropoda; Insecta; Lepidoptera; Sphingidae. The transcript is spliced from 10 exons.